AUGCCCCCAGCAGUGGUGUUUUCACUCUUUUCUGUCCGCCUGUCUGCACUAAUGCUGGUGCAUCGGCACUGCACGCGUGGAGCCAGCGGGGAGACGGGGCCAAGCAUGGCGGCUGCCGGACCGCACCCCGUGAGACCUCUACACCGAAAUCGGCGCCAGCUCAGAUCGACGGGCCUAGCUGAGGCGAUUGAUGCGCUGGUCCAGAUGCCAGUUGCGGUAAGACAAGGCCAGGCUGUAGCGGCUGUCUUGUGCGCUCAACUCCUGCUCGCAGCUCCGACGUGCAGCGGACCGUGGGCCGCGUGCGACGCCGACGGUUCGUGGAACCGAGGAGCAGCCAUCGGGAAUCUUCGAUGGUGGUUCCCAGGGACGAGAGAAUCACGCCAGGCCAGCGUUGGGCCUGACUGUCGUCUCCAUUCUUGUAAAGACAGCCCUCUGAGCCUGGACCACCCAAACAGGCUGUGGUCGUCUGAGAAUAACGUCAUGGACCAGAACCGCCUUCUCCACCCAGACAGUUCCCACUCACGCUGUUUAAAAAUGCCAUGA
Molecule: messenger RNA, 543 nt
Organism: Gaeumannomyces tritici R3-111a-1
Lineage: Eukaryota; Fungi; Ascomycota; Sordariomycetes; Magnaporthales; Magnaporthaceae
Exons: 3
Coding region: 1-543 (180 amino acids)
Source: RefSeq, a predicted model, not a curated record